CGAUGAUAUUCCACACUCCAAAAUCCGAAUUAAAUAUUUCAGACAUAAGUAAAAAAAUUAAAAAUUAAAAAAUUGUUAUGAAUUUGAGAGUAGUUCGGUCAGGAUGUUCGGGGGUACCGAUCAUUUUUAGAAUAUUUGUUUUAUAAAAAAGAACAAAAUUGUUCGUUUGUUUGUUCCAGGCAGAGGGGUAAAAGCGGUAUACGGUGUUCAAAUACAAUAUCUGGUAGUCUUUGAUGCGUUUAAAGCCACAUCUUCUCCGGUGACCAAUCCAAACAUGGUCGUCGUCGGUGGUUCCCGUUUCUCCGAUCAAAUGUUCGGGGUUUCGUCAAGACUUUCCAUUCUCUUAAACGGUCCAAUCUCUCAUAUCCAUCACAGACCGUCUACUCUCCUCUGCGUAACUCACCGCCACUCUCUUAGUUGUCCACUGUCUCCCCUCUCCACCGUCCCUCGCCACCUCCUCCUCCCCUAUCGCGCUAACUCACUGUUUCCGAUCAAAUCCUCUCAACAAUUUUACACUCAAUCCACUCUGCAAGAGAAAAAUCAUGUUCCCGCCGACGCCUAUCUCGUUUCACCGUCCCACCCGUGGCCGGAAUGGUCACUCCUUCUCGAAUCUAUAUCCAUGUCCGGUGCUUUCGACCUAAAUAGGAAUAUUAAGGAGGAAUUUGUGCCAAAUGAGAGCUUAUCAAUGGAGUUUCUGGAUGCUGCGUGUUCCUGUUUGCGUUUUGCACAUGAUAGGCCUGAAAUAUUAGGGUGCCUUCCGAAGGAUGAUAUCCAGGUGCUAAUAGACGAAGGGACUCCAUUCCUUUUCAAAAGUUCCCUUGAAACUGAGAGAAAAAUGAGAUCUUUCUUACAGGGGGACGAAUCAAAUGAAGCAACAACUGUGGACUUGAUGAAGUACAUAUUGAGUUAUGCAAGCAAUCCUAUUAUAUAUCCUGAAAGAAACAUUAGAGAGGCUACUGAAUCAUCUGCCCGAAAUUUGUUGAGAGAGAUGGCUAAGUUUAACAGUAGCGGGGCAGCUUUGAGCCUGCCCACUGUGGAGAAAUUUAAUGAAAUUGGACCAACAAUGAAGAGAGGUGAAUGGCUAUGCUCAAAAUGUAAUUUUUUCAAUCAUGGUAGGAAUGUGGUGUGCUUAAAAUGCGAAUGCAGUCGAUCAGGUGAACCCAAUGGGCAGAUGAAAACAUCCGGACAAGAUGCCAAAAAAGUUCCAAACGGAGCCAAAUCUGGUUACGCCCCAUUUGUCCCAUUACCAGCCGAUAUGUUUGCUAAAAAGCCUGAUGAAGAAAAAAAACCGGCAUCGAACAUUAAAAGUCAAAUUAAAGAUACGGUUGAAGAAGAGAAAUCAGAGAAAUGGUUCAGUAAGGUGGCGGAGUUGCAUGAUGCCACGGACUUGCCGAGUGUUAUCUCAGAUGAAGACUUUCCCGAGAUUAUGCCACUCCGUAAAGGAGAAAACCGGUUUGUGGUUAGCAAGAAAAAAGAUCGAUCAUUAACUUCCCCUAAAUAUAAACAAGAAUCCAUGGAGAAAGGAAGCGGCACCAACUUCGUUCCGUUUGUUCCAUUUCCACCCGAUUAUUUUUCCAAGAAAGAUGACAGCAAGGAGGUGACGGAAAACACAAUUCCAACGGAUGAAGCUCCUGACACGAAUCUUGUGCGAGAACCCCUCCGGAAUCAAGAAAAUGAAGAGGUUAGAAACGGGUGGAAUGGAAAGAGCUUGGAGGGGUCGGCGGUGAAGGAAACGGAUCCUUUGGACAUGUCGGAAGAGGCGAAAGCGGAAAGAUGGUUCCGACGUGUUGCACAGAUUAAAGAUAUAUCGGAAUUGAGUCAAAUUCCGGAUGAAGACUUUCCAGAGAUUAUGCCGAUGCGGAAAGGGGUGAAUCGUUUUGUUGUGAGUAAGAGGAAAACACCAUUAGAAAGGAGGUUAACGAAUCCCCCUCCCCGACUACACAAGGAUAACAAUGGCAGGGGGCGGGCGGGUCUCAAUUGGAUGCAACACCCAACAAACCACGUAUUCGGGGAGUAGGAGGGAGACAGUGUUGGGUUGUUUAAUCGGUGACCAAGUCAUCUCGUGAUUCUCAAAAUCAGAUUGUUUAGAUCAAAGAUAAUAAAAAACGCCACAAUAAUCAAGCUUAUAUGCACAUUCAAACACCCUUGAACAUGACGAUAAGAACAAUUAGUCGAUUCAUUAGAUUAUGAACAUGAGGUUUUUGUCGAGAGCAAAGCAUAUCUGAUCUUCAGUCAUGAGAUUAGAAAAAAAAAACGAC
This is a messenger RNA of Lactuca saligna, 2258 nucleotides long. NCBI's taxonomy places the organism in Eukaryota, Viridiplantae, Streptophyta, Magnoliopsida, Asterales, Asteraceae. The record is from the annotation of a GenBank genome assembly.